This is a messenger RNA of Penicillium egyptiacum, 825 nucleotides long. NCBI's taxonomy places the organism in Eukaryota, Fungi, Ascomycota, Eurotiomycetes, Eurotiales, Aspergillaceae. The record is from the annotation of a GenBank genome assembly.
AUGCCGACAGCUCUAUAUGCUGCAGCAGAGCACCACUGUCUUCCCGUCACAGCCCAGUAUGCCAAUCUCAGCUCUGAAAACUGGUCCGAGACUGCCUGGGCCCACCCCGCUUGUAUUAUCCAACCCAUCAAUGAGAUCCAUCUCCAACGGGCUGUUAGUCUGCUGGUGGAGAGCAACGUACCGUUUGCCAUUCGCUCCGGUGGCCAUCUUCCCUCGCCACUCGGCGCCAAUAUCGACACUGGCGUGUUGAUCGACAUGUCCUCUUUCUCGCAGAUUCAUUACAGUGCGAACAAGAGCGUGGUCACCAUGUGGUCCUGGGCUGAGGUAUGGGAUUGGCAUGCCACUAGCUUCAUGCCGAACAGCGCGUUCUCUGACAAACUAUCCACCAUGAUGACCAACGCCUCUGAGGUCUCGACCAUCUCUUCGCUUAAUACAGGCACGCUCGUACUCGGUCUACAACCCAUCUCUACCAGCCUCAUUGAAGCUGGUCAAGCCCGCGGCUCCAACAGCUCCAACACCCUUGGGCUCACGCCUCGCAAUCAAACGUGGCUUGUGCUCGACGUAGGCUGGCACUUCCAGUCAGAUGAUAACGCAGCGCAUGCGGCUGGAGGUGCACUGAACGAUCGCAUUGAGCGGGCUUCAGUCAAGAGCGGAAAUUAUGUGGACUAUGUCUUCGUGAACGACGCGAGCUGGGACCAAGAUGUUAUCAAGCAUUAUGGGCCGUGCAAUGUUGCGCGGCUGAAGCGCGUGCGGGAGGCUUAUGACCCGUCGGCGGUGUUUCAGAGGCUGGUCCCAGGGGGCUUCAAGUUAGAUGUUGAAAAUUGA